Molecule: messenger RNA, 951 nt
Organism: Cuscuta campestris
Lineage: Eukaryota; Viridiplantae; Streptophyta; Magnoliopsida; Solanales; Convolvulaceae
Source: the annotation of a GenBank genome assembly
GUCAAGCCAAGUAAUACCCUUGAAAGGUGGUUUCUUCCUCCACUUCGACCUCUUCCUCUGCCAAGUAGUCCCUAAGUCGCACCACUACUUGGCCGGCUUUCUCAUCCAUUUUCAACAAACCGGGGUUCGCCCCGAUAUGGGCCGCUUCUUGCUCCUAUUCCGGCUAGCGAAGUCUUCCGGUCGCGCCCUCGGACUCGGGCUCCUAUGCUGCCCUCUUCCAAAAGCAGGAGAAGCUCUUCAAGACUAAGAAGGAUGUUGCUAAGAGCUGGAAGGGGAAGUUCAUAUUUGUUUCCCCUCCUUCGGGCUCUCCCUUCCGGAAGGAAGCGCACAACUCAUUUCGUCGUUGUGCCGCGCCCGUCACUUCGAAUAGGAUGGGGAAAUGACGCUCUCGGCCGUAGACAGGUUUCAGCUCAUGCUCCGAAGGACCCGGAGCAAAAGCUCUCAAGCCCCUCCUACCUCGAGCGCUCGCCCCCUACUCCACCUAUCAACUUGGCCUCUGGUGGGGCGCAUAAGGCGAAGAAGCGGAAGGAGGCGGCUUCGGCCUCGGCCACCCCGAGGGGAUCCGAGUCCCCUCACAUGACGGACUUCGGGCAUCCUUCCCCAGUCAAGGUGGCCUUUCCUCUUCUGCCUUCCUUCUCGAGGGGGGAAUACGAGCCAAAACCUUUCCUGUGGAGCUUCACUCCUCCUCCAGACCGUGAAGUGCUCCGUGAUGCUGAUAGCAAAGUCCUGACCUCGACUUCCCUUCGGGAGUUGGGCUCGGCGGCGAUGCGCUUUGCCGAGGUGAGCCAGCGGCCACGGCUCACCAAGGAGGAUAGGACAAAGGCCCAUGCUGAGAUGGCGGCCUUCCAUGAGAAGAUGGUUGCUGCCGAGGAGUGUGCUCGCCAAGCCGAGGAGCGCGCUUGAGCUGCGGAAGAGUAGGUCAAGGAGGCGGCUCGCAAGGCCUGGGUCGCG